Molecule: messenger RNA, 542 nt
Organism: Paramuricea clavata
Lineage: Eukaryota; Metazoa; Cnidaria; Anthozoa; Malacalcyonacea; Plexauridae
Source: the annotation of a GenBank genome assembly
AUGAGCUGGAGUCCUAUUAAAGACUCGGGAGAUGGUGUUAAUCUACAGAGACUCUCAGAUUUUCUUGUUCAAACUGAAGAAGCUAUGAAAACAAUUGAGUAUAUGGAAGUGUUAAACAACGAAGAUAUCUUGAAGAAAAUCUGCUCAAAACUACCUAAUUUCGCCAUUCCAAGAUGGUGUCGAUGUGCCAAUGAAAUUCUUACGAAGGGGAAUAUGGUUAAAUUUCAUGACUUGGUCGAGUUCGUGAAAGCUGAAGCAGAAUUCGCAACAAAUCCAGUUUUUUCUCCAUACGCUAUUAAAGAAGAGAGAAAGGGUGAUAAGAAGUAUGAAACUAGAGAACAAAAUUCCCGAUAUUGGAGAAGAAAUGAAAAUUCAAGCAGCUUUCGCACUCAGCUUGGUUCCCAAACACCGAAAGGCGGAGUGAAGACCCUCGUAAUGCGUAAGUGUAUUCUGUGUACAGAGAAUCAUCCAUUAGCAAGUUGUCAGAAGUUUAAAGAAAUGAAAUUGAAAGACAGGAUAGACUUCGUUAGAAAGAAGGAAUU